CGCAUUUACGACAGUUCAAGUUCUCAUAGGAAACAAAUAUGGCACCUCCACAACUUGUGCAAGGCUAUAAGGAGCUCCAGAAAGUGUUCAUCUCCGGAAAUCUACAGCAGACCGGAGUUCUCCUCACAAAGCUGAAGAUUGGCCUUACUGAGGCCGGUCUUUUUGUACCAUAUGGGAAUCCCGAUCCACAAGACCUCGUCCUUGCACGCGAUGUCCUCGAAGUCGGCGCGUUCUGGAGCAUACGUACAAAAGACAUCCCAUCAUUUGACCGUUACUUCUCGCAACUGCAGACUUUCUACAACGAUUACAGCUCCAUCCUACCACCAUCACCCCGCGAAUAUCCUCUCCGCGGCCUGAACCUGAUCCGUCUCCUCACCCAGAACCGUAUUGCCGACUUCCACACGACUCUCGAAUCCCUUCCACUACCUGCAGAUUCACUCACUGCAAAUCCCUACAUCGCACACCCCAUCAACCUCGAGCAGUGGCUCAUGGAGGGCAGCUACAGCAAGGUGUGGAACGCGCGAGAAGAGGCGCCAACGGAAGAGUACAAGUUCUUCGUCGACAGUCUCAUGGGUACUAUUCGGAACGAGAUCGCGGGUUGCGAAGAGGCAGCAUAUGAUAGUUUGCCACUGAAAGACGCGGCGACACUGCUCUUUUUCAAGAGCCAGAAUGAGCUUUUGACAUUUGCACAACAGCGGGGAUGGCAAGUAGAUCUCACAGCAGGGAAGAUCACGUUCGCGAAGAAGACCGAAGAGAAGGUGGAGAUUCCAAAGGAGAGGCUCAUUUCCGCAAACCUUCAGUAUGCGCGCGAGCUUGAGCAGAUUGUAUAGACCAGUAGCCGUAUCGCCUCUCGGACAACUUGCUGCCCUUCUGCCUUUGUUGUGUUGA
Dichomitus squalens LYAD-421 SS1 is the source of this 888-nucleotide messenger RNA. RefSeq lists its product as uncharacterized. The transcript is spliced from 6 exons. Lineage: Eukaryota; Fungi; Basidiomycota; Agaricomycetes; Polyporales; Polyporaceae. The record is from RefSeq and is a predicted model, not a curated record. Gene Ontology annotation, biological process: proteasome-mediated ubiquitin-dependent protein catabolic process. The coding region runs from base 39 to 830 and encodes 263 amino acids. Gene Ontology annotation, cellular component: nucleus; proteasome regulatory particle, lid subcomplex; cytosol.